UUUAGGUUGAGGGCAAUGCAUGACGUGAAUGUCAAGUCGACUAAUUACGACAAGAUAGUAUAAAGAUUACAGAAAGAAAAAUAUGUGAUCUGAUGAAUGCAUGGAAAAACAACCUAAGGACAUUUUAGACAUGGAAUCUUCUUCCAAAACAGACAUGAACGAGGUCACUAGGCAUGAUGAGAAAAAUGGUCAUUUCAUUGAAAACCAUGACGACAUCCCUGAAACAUUUCAACUCUAUGACAAAGAAGAAGAAUCAGAUAUAAAUGAUGAUGACCCAGAAUGCAAUGUGGUUAUUGAAAGUACACAUGUGACAGUUCCAGAUGGAGGCUAUGGAUGGGUGGUUGUAUACAGUAGCUAUAUGGUGCAUUUUAUAAUUGGUGGAGUAGAAAGGUCAGCUGGUCUGUUUUACCUACAGUUUUUGGAGAGAUAUAAUGAGUCAGCAGCACUAACAGCUUGGCUUUGUGGUGUUGGUGCUGGAGUCAGAUUAAUGUUAGGUCCAUUGACUGGUGCAGUUGCUAAUCGAUUUUCAUGUAGAGCUGCAAUGGUAUGGGGAGGAAUAAUUACAUGUAUCUCCAUGAUAAUAUCAGGGUUUGCUCCAAAUAUUGCUUUCCUGUUUAUCAGCUUUGGAUUUUUAAGUGGUAUUGGAAGAUCCUUAGCAUAUUGUCCAGCUGUUGUGAUUGUUGGGUUGUACUUUCAUAAAAAGCGUGGAAAGGCUGUUGGUGUAGCGACAUCUGGUGUAGGUUUUGGUACCUUCGUUAUCCCACCAGUAAUUAAACUUCUGUUUGAUUAUUAUGGAUUUACAGGAGCUUUUAUUUUGAUUGGUGGAAUAACACUCAACUUAACAAUUUAUGGAAUUCUGAUGAGACCAUUGUCAGUUCACAGGAAAAUAGAGGCAAUUCAGAAAAGGAAAGUUGAAGUGUUGAUGGUUACAGAUGUAGAAGUUACAAUACUUCCCAAGUCUGAAAGAUUAGAUGAUAACCUAUACGAUAGCAUAGACUUUACUAUACCAGUGCUCCAGGAAAAUGAAAGAAGCAAGAAAAAUAAUUCAUUUAGUAAUUUAAAAAAAAGGAUCUCCUCGGUUGUGUCAUUUACAAAAUCAAAGCAAAGUAAACCCAAAGAAAGAGCAAAGAAGAAACUCUUUGAAUUUUCUCUACUGAAAGAUUUAAGAUUCGCAUGCUUUUGUUUUGCCAUUUUGCUUUUCACAUUGGCAUUCCAGUCUGCGUUUGUCUUUUUGCCAGCAUAUGUAAAACAGAUAGGAGGAGGUGACACUAAGGCAGCUUUCUCUGUUGUUAUAGCAGGAGUAUUUGAUGGAAUAGGGAGAAUAUUAGCUGGAUUUAUUUUAGACAUGAAGAAAAUAAAACCAUACAGAAUUUACAUUUACAAUAGUAUCAUGUUUGUUAUUGGUGGUGUGUCUUUUGUGAUUCCAAAUUUAACUGAUUAUGUAGCAAUUGCUAUUGCAUGUGGAGUUUAUGGGAUUUUAGUUGGAUCUUAUAUAUCACAGAAAUCUGUUGUUAUAGUAGAUUUACUUGGACCAGAAAAAUUAACUUAUUCGUUUGGAAUCAUGAUUCUUUUCCAAGGUAUAGGAAUGUUGAUUGGACCAACAAUUGGAGGCUUUCUUAAAGAUAUAAAUGGAAAAUAUGACUAUUCGUUUUAUUUUGGAGGAGGUUCCAUGUUAUUUGGUGCUAUUAUCUUACUGCUUUCAAAUGUGAUUCAUUUCAUGAAAGAGAAAAGGGAAGAACCAUAGACAGUUAUUGGACAAUUUAAAUGACAUUAAUACAGUCAUCUUUCAGAGCUACAAAAGAAAUAUCAAAAAUAUAUUUUUAUCUUAUGGUUAGUGAUUGAAUGUGUGGUUACAAAUAUAAAUAGACUAAUUUUAAAGUAUAAAUCGAAAUUUAUAUAAAAAAUUCCAUUAAAUGGAUUCAAAAUCGUAAAAUAUCAGACCUACAAACAAGUUUUUGUCGAGCCUGCGACUUUUGUCGCAGAAAGCUCGACAUAGGGAUAGUGAUCCGGUGGCAGCGGUGACGGCGUUAGCUAACUUCUUAAAAGCUUUGUAUUUUAGAAGAUGGAAGAUCUGGAUGCUUCAUACUUUGUAUAUGGAUGCCUCAUGUUACGAAGUUUCUGUCAGUCACAUGUCCAAUGUCCUUGACCUCAUUUUCAUGGUUCAGUGACUACUUGAAAAAAAAAAGAAGAUUUUUUGUAAUGUUAAAUUCUCUCUUAUUAUAAGUAAUAGGAUAACUAUAUUUGGUAUGUGUGUACCUUGCAAGGUCCUCAUGCCCGUCAGACAGUUUUCACUUGACCUCGACCUCAUUUCAUGGAUCAGUGAACAAGGUUAAGUUUUGGUGGUCAAGUCCAUAUCUCAGAUACUAUAAGCAAUAGGUCUAGUAUAUUCAGUGUAUGGAAGGACUGUAAGGUGUACAUGUCCAACUGGCAGGUGUCAUCUGACCUUGACCUCAUUUUCUUGGUUCAGUGGUUAUAGUAAGGUUUUUGUGUUUUGGUCUGUUUUUCUUAUACUGUAUGCAAUAGGUUUACUAUAUUUGGUGUAUGGAAUGAUUGUAAGGUGUACAUGUCUAGCUGGCAGGUGUCAUCUGACCUUGACCUCAUUUUCAUGGUUCAGUGGUCAAAGUUAAGUUUUUGAGUUUUGGUCUUUUUUUCUAAUACUAUAUGCAAUAGUUCAACUAUAUUUUGUGUAUGGAAAUAUUUUAUGAUCUAUAUGUCAGUCACACAGGUUUUAUUUGACCUUGACCUCAUUUUUUAACAGUUCAUUGCUCAGUGUUAAGUUUUUGUGUUUUGGUAGGUUUUUCUUAAACUAUAAGCAAUAGGUCAACUAUAUUUGUUGUAUGGAAGAAUUGUUAGCUGUACAUGCCUGCCUAGCAUGGUUCAUCUGACCUUGACCUCAUUUUCAUGGUUCAUUGGUCAAUGUUUAGUUUACUUGGUUAAUGUUAAGUUUAUGUGACAGUUGUAAUAAAGCUUUAUAUUUAGGACUAUCAACAUAAUAUCAAUGAUUAGUAAAGAAGGCGAGACAUUUCAGCAUGUGCACUCUUGUUUUUUAAUGUCUGAUAAAAUUUUAAGCAACUUGUUUUUUCAUGCUUCUUAUCCUUUGAAUAUUUUUUACUUUUCAUCAAGGAAUUAUUUUCAACAUAUAAGCAUUCUACAUGAACAAUUUGUUUUAAUGCUUCUUAUCAAUUGAGACCUACCAAUUUCAUGCCACACUUCCUACAAAUGAACUAACUCAUCUCUCAUAUUGCACAAUCUGUUAUUCAAGCUUCUGACUUUUAUUAUGUCUCCCUUUCAACAAAACUGACAACAAAUCCUUUUUAUACGACCGCAAAAAAAUUUUGUGGUCGUAUAUUGGUAUGACGUUGACGUCGUCGUCGUCCGAAGACACAUUGGUUUUCGCACUCUAACUUUAGUUUAAGUGAAUGGAUCUUUAUGAAAUUUUACCAUAAGGUUCAAUACCACAAAAGGAAGGUUGGGAUUGAUUUUGGGGGUUAUGGUACCAACAGUUAAGGAAUUAGGGGCCAAAAAGGGGCCAAAAAUAAGCAUUUUUGUAACUUCCAGACAUAACUUGUGUGUUAGUUUAUGGAUCUCUCUGACAUUGUACCACAGGGUUCCAUAUCAUAAAGGGAAUGCUGGGAUUGAUUUUGGGGGUAAUUUCCUCAAAAUUUUGGGAAUUAGGGGCCAAAAAAGGGGAAAAAAUAAGCAUUUUUCUAGUUUCAUGACAAUAACUUGGGUGUAAGUGUAUAGAUCUUUCUGAAAUUGUACUACAAGGUUCCAUAUUUUAAAGGAAAAGCUUGAAUUGAGU
Messenger RNA from Mytilus californianus (California mussel), 3802 nucleotides. RefSeq names its product monocarboxylate transporter 14-like. Bases 101 to 1744 code for a protein of 547 amino acids. Gene Ontology annotation, biological process: monocarboxylic acid transport; transmembrane transport. The record is from RefSeq and is a predicted model, not a curated record. Gene Ontology annotation, molecular function: monocarboxylic acid transmembrane transporter activity. NCBI's taxonomy places the organism in Eukaryota, Metazoa, Mollusca, Bivalvia, Mytilida, Mytilidae. The transcript is spliced from 8 exons.